Messenger RNA from Paramecium tetraurelia, 1584 nucleotides. RefSeq lists its product as uncharacterized. The transcript is spliced from 3 exons. NCBI's taxonomy places the organism in Eukaryota, Ciliophora, Oligohymenophorea, Peniculida, Parameciidae. The record is from RefSeq and is a predicted model, not a curated record.
AUGCUAUAAUUAUUGUAACCGGGACAGUUUAAUCUGCAUAUAACUGAUAAAAAUGCAGUCUUUAGUCCAAGAUUAAAUGAUCAUUAUCAUUAACCUUAUGCUUUGAAGCUAAAAAAUAAGGCCAUCUAACAAGAUUCAACCUAGUAUGAAAAAGAUGUUCAAAUAGAUAGUCAUGUUAUAUAAACUAACGAACUUUCUCAAAAUCAACUUUUAAAAUUGAAAAUGUAUGAGUUAGAAAACUUAAGUUUAAAAUAACAAAAUGAAUUGUUGAGUAGAGAAAUAGGACAUAAGCAUAAAGAAAUAACUAAACUAAUAAAAAUUUGCUAAUAUCCUCAUCUACCCCCAGUCAUUAAACCAAAAUAAUUUACAUUUCUUGAUUAAGAAUUUCAAGAAUAUUUGCCUUCUACAAGUGGGCUAUACCAAAAUGGAUAAGAAUCAAAAAGAGCAUAAUCAUACGACUAUUAGAACCAAUCAAGAAAUGAUAGUUAUUCAGACUCAAAUUCUUAUUAGCAUACAAAUAGAAGUUAUAGACCUAGCAGAAUUCAAUCAAGAAAUUCAAAAGAAUUUUAAAAGUAUCAUGAGGAUCCCUCUUAACCCUCAUAAUUAUACUUACCCAAUUUACGGGUAAAGUCCACACCAAGAGAAUAAUAUUAAAUUCUACAUAGAACAAGGAGAUAUCAUCUAAAUGUUUCUCGUUUAAAAGUCCUUUUUAUAUUUAUAUUAGCAUAUACAAGGUGGAGUAAAAAUUAUAAAUAAAAACGAAAUCUAAAACUGUAGCAACUUAAACAAAUUCGAUCAAAAUAUACAAAAUGUCUUGAAACAAUCUCCAAUUAAGAUGUACUGAUCUGCAAAAUCAUUAUCAAAUAAUGGAUAUCCAAUAUUAUAGACCCUUUGAUUAAAUCUUGUUCUUCAAUUUAAUUUAUACAACAGUCCAAUGAAAAUUCAAAAAAUCCAAAUAGUGAAAGCUCUAUAUAGUGCAGAUAGAAUUAAUUGAUGCAAUUAACCAUCUAAGUUAUGAAUAACAUGGAAAAAUUUACAGAAAAGGAUAAAAUUCCAGAAUUAAUUUAAACUUCUCUAUUCUUAUCAUUGUUUAAAAGUUAAAACUUAAAAGCUCCAUUAUUUGUUGCUAAAAGAACUAAAUACUAUGCAAAAAAUACACUUAAGAUUGGAAUCUAUUAAGAAAAAAUGAUUGCAGGGGAAUAUUUCAUUUUUAGAUUAUUUGUAUCUAAUUUAAUUGAAUCAUCCAAUAAUAUGGCUUAUCAAAAUAUCAACCAUAAAAUGUAAUGUAAGUUUAUUAUUCUUGCCAUAAUGGGGAUAUUGUAAAUUUUGUAUGAAGAUUAUUUUUCUGAAUUAAAAUAAUUAGAUUAACCUUCGACUGAACUCUUUUAGAGAAGAAUUAAAAUCAGUAAAUCGUAGGAUAUCAGCAUUAUAACUGAUGAUAAUAUUGAUUAAGAUGAAUCUUUAAUAUUUGGGCUUCAUGGUAGAAAGAAUUUUGAUAAUCUAAUGGAAAAAAACUAGGAAUGGUUAUUAGAUAUAUGUAACAAAUUUGCUAAGAUUUUAAAUAAUCUGCAUUAAAUUUUGUGA